GAAAAAGUUAAAAUUCCUCUAUUUUGAUUUCGAGAUUUUUCAAUUCCACUUCCUGAUUCCAAUCUCUCCGAGAAGAUGAUCAUCGGGGUUCUUGUUUGCUAUUUGAUCUUCUGAUCGUUCGUUCGUUCGUUUGUUUGAGGUUAAGCAUAGAUGAAGAGUCUUCGGGUUAUACAGUUGUGAUAAAGAAAGAAUAAAAAUGGGAGGUUGCUGCUGUUGUUCUUCACGAAGAGCUGAUCUUCAUAAUGCUCCUCCCUACUAUUACUAUCCGAGAGCAACAGAAGAGCGAGUUCCUUUAUCUUCCGCUCAUACAAUCUCCUCUGGUGUUGUUGUUGUGGUCGACACAAAUUUAGAGACUUCAUCCCCCGAUGCUUAUAUACCACCACCACUGCCUACUCCUUUCGAUGUGGCCAUCGGUGUUCCUCAGACCCCAGGAAACGCUGAAGGUACUGCUUGUUUUGAUAUUAGAGAGGUUUCAGUGGAAACCGCUAAUACAGUCUUAGCUCAUGGAACAGUCGAUGGUAUCACUCUCGGGGUUCCAACUACAUGCCCUUGUAAAGAAACAGAAAGCAAACUACAGACAGAGAUUGAAGAUAUAGACCCCAAGAAGCUAUCAAAAGAUGUCUUUGUACCAGUGGAGGAAGAGGAGGAUUGUCCCAUUUGUUUGGAAGAAUAUGAUAUGGAGAACCCGAAACUUGUAGCCAAAUGUGAGCACCAUUUUCACCUGGCAUGCAUUCUAGAAUGGAUUGAGAGAAGUGAAACCUGCCCCGUUUGCAACAAGGAAAUGGUGUUUGACUCUCCCCUUGACUAGCAACCUGCAAGUGCCACAGCAGAAAGAAAACGGAGAAAAGGAGAAGAAGCUUAAAAGGAAAGAUGGUAAGAGAAUACACUAGAGUAACGUUCUUGAUUCACAAGUCGCAUAUUACAAAUCAAAUCAGUGUUCAUAUACAUAGAUGCUUGUACAGAGACAUUUGAAGUCGACUACAAAAAGAAAAAAGACUAUUAAGAUAAGAAUUUAGGGGUUAA
Raphanus sativus (radish) is the source of this 1023-nucleotide messenger RNA. Its product is annotated as probable E3 ubiquitin-protein ligase RHB1A. The coding region runs from base 197 to 808 and encodes 203 amino acids. The record is from RefSeq and is a predicted model, not a curated record. Lineage: Eukaryota; Viridiplantae; Streptophyta; Magnoliopsida; Brassicales; Brassicaceae. The transcript is spliced from 5 exons. Gene Ontology annotation, molecular function: ubiquitin-protein transferase activity.